Molecule: messenger RNA, 1476 nt
Organism: Asterias rubens (European starfish)
Lineage: Eukaryota; Metazoa; Echinodermata; Asteroidea; Forcipulatida; Asteriidae
Product: extensin-2-like
Exons: 2
Coding region: 1-1476 (491 amino acids)
Source: RefSeq, a predicted model, not a curated record
AUGCUAGGGGGUGCAGUAGCACAUUCCCGUACCCCAUCCAAAAAGAAGGGGUUGCUGCAGCACCCACAGCAGCAAACCCCUCCCCACGUCACAGCAGCAAACCCCUCCCCACGUCACAGCAGCAAACCCCUCCCCACGUCACAGCAGCAAACCCCUCCCCACGUCACAGCAGCAAACCCCUCCCCACGUCACAGCAGCAAACCCCUCCCCACGUCACAGCAGCAAACCCCUCCCCACGUCACAGCAGCAAACCCCUCCCCACAUCACAGCAGCAAACCCCUCCCCAGGUCACAGCAGCAAACCCCUCCCCACGUCACAGCAGCAAACCCCUCCCCAUGUCACAGCAGCAAACCCCUCCCCACGCCACAGCAGCAAACCCCUCCCCACAUCACAGCAGCAAACCCCUCCCCAUGUCACAGCAGCAAACCCCUCCCCAAGUCACAGCAGCAAACCCCUCCCCACGUCACAGCAGCAAACCCCUCCCCACGUCACAGCAGCAAACCCCUCCCCACGUCACAGCAGCAAACCCCUCCACACGUCACAGCAGCAAACCCCUCCCCACGACUCAGCAGCAAACCCCUCCCCACGUCACAGCAACAAACCCCUCCCCACGUCACAGCAGCAAACCCCUCCCAUUGUCACAGCAGCAAACCCCUCCCCACGUCACGGCAGCAAACCCCUCCCCAGGUCACAGCAGCAAACCCCUCCCCAUGUCACAGCAGCAAACCCCUCCCCACGUCACAGCAGCAAACCCCUCCCCAUGUCACAGCAGCAAACCCCUCCCCAUGUCACAGCAGCAAACCCCUCCCCACGUCACAGCAGCAAACCCCUCCCCACGUCACAGCAGCAAACCCCUCCCCACGUCACAGCAGCAAACCCCUCCCCAUGUCACAGCAGCAAACCCCUCCCCAUGUCACAGCAGCAAACCCCUCCCCAAGUCACAGCAGCAAACCCCUCCCCACGUCACAGCAGCAAACCCCUCCCCACGUCACAGCAGCAAACCCCUCCCCACGUCACAGCAGCAAACCCCUCCACACGUCACAGCAGCAAACCCCUCCCCACGUCUCAGCAGCAAACCCCUCCCCAUGUCACAGCAGCAAACCCCUCCCCACGUCACAGCAACAAACCCCUCCCCACGUCACAGCAACAAACCCCUCCCCACGUCACAGCAGCAAACCCCUCCCAUUGUCACAGCAGCAAACCCCUCCCCACGUCACGGCAGCAAACCCCUCCCCAGGUCACAGCAGCAAACCCCUCCCCAUGUCACAGCAGCAAACCCCUCCCCACGUCACAGCAGCAAACCCCUCCCCAUGUCACAGCAGCAAACCCCUCCCCAUGUCACAGCAACAAACCCCUCCCCACGUCACAGCAGCAAACCCCUCCCCACGUCACAGCAGCAAACCCCUCCCCACGUCACAGCAGCAAACCCCUCCCCAUGUCACAGCAGCAAACCCUCCCCAUGUUAUACAAGCCUGA